UUUUGGUUAAUACUUUAUUAGGUUAAGAUGCCUACAUCUUAUUCUCCAAAUAAUAUGGAAAAAGAUAAUUCUUUUAAGGGAUUUAUAGCAGCGUUACUAUUUUUUUUGGGGCUAUGUUUAAUUAUUUACUUAGUUUUGACUUUUGCUGUGAAAAAGGGUGAUGCAAAGGAUACUUAUCAAUCUUCAAGUUUAGGAGAAAACCAACGAACAUAUAAAAGGCUAUCCGGAUCUAUUACUCCAAAUAAAAAUACUACAACAGUUUCAAGCAAAGAUGUAAAUCCUACAACUGAUCCAAGUGAGAACUUAAAUACCACAACUGUUUCAAGGAAAAAUGAAAAUACUUCAACUGAUCCAAGUGCAAACUUAAAUACUACAACUGUUUCAAGCACAAAUGAAAAUACUUCAACUGAUCCAAGUGCAAACUUAAAUACUACAACUUAUCCAAGUGAAAACUUAAAUACCACAACUGUUUCAAGAACAAAUGAAAAUACUUCAACUGAUCCAAGUGCAAACUUAAAUACUACAACUUAUCCAAGUGAAAACUUAAAUACCACAACUGUUUCAAGCACAAAUGAAAAUACUUCAACUGAUCCAAGUGCAAAGUUAAAUACUACAACUUAUCCAAGUGAAAACUUAAAUACCACAACUGUUUCAAGCACAAAUGAAAAUACUUCAACUGAUCCAAGUGCAAACUUAAAUACUACAACUGUUUCAAGCACAAAUGAAAAUACUUCAACUGAUCCAAGUGCAAACUUAAAUACUACAACUUAUCCAAGUGAAAACUUAAAUACCACAACUGUUUCAAGCACAAAUGAAAAUACUUCAACUGAUCCAAGUGCAAACUUAAAUACUACAACUUAUCCAAGUGAAAACUUAAAUACCACAACUGUUUCAAGCACAAAUGAAAAUACUUCAACUGAUCCAAGUGCAAACUUAAAUACUACAACUGAUACAAGUGCAAUUUUAAAAACCACAACUGCUACUUCAACUGAUCCAAGUGCAAACUUAAAUACUACAACUUAUCCAAGUGAAAACUUAAAUACCACAACUGUUUCAAGGAAAAAUGAAAAUACUUCAACUGAUCCAAGUGCAAACUUAAAUACUACAACUGUUUCAAGCACAAAUGAAAAUACUUCAACUGAUCCAAGUGCAAACUUAAAUACUACAACUUAUCCAAGUGAAAACUUAAAUACCACAACUGUUUCAAGCACAAAUGAAAAUACUUCAACUGAUCCAAGUGCAAACUUAAAUACUACAACUUAUCCAAGUGAAAACUUAAAUACCACAACUGUUUCAAGCACAAAUGAAAAUACUUCAACUGAUCCAAGUGCAAACUUAAAUACUACAACUGAUCCAAGUGCAAUUUUAAAAACCACAACUGCUAAAGCUGUAAUAGUUAAACCAGUAUGUCAUUCUGCAAGUUGUCGCAAGGAAUCGCAAAGAAUAUCGAGUCAAUUAGCCACUUCUGAGUUGGAUGAUGCUUGUAACAAUUUCUAUAAGUUUGCGUGUGGUGACGUAGUACAUGAUUUCAACAAAAAACGCGAAAUAAAUGCUUUAAUGGAGGAAUAUUUAAGAGAUAAUGAGCAACCACCUGAAUUCAUCAAACAUUACAAGCAGUUCUUUUCAUCUUGUAUUAAUUAUAAGAGGAAAGAAGAAUUAAAUUUAAAUUACAACACAAGGAUUCAGUUCAUACAAGAAAAAAUUAAUAACCCACUGGGUGGCAUUGAAGAUAUCUUUGCAGAUGCUGUUUUGACACAGUCUUUACCAUUUUUAGAUGUUAAUUUGGAGUUACUUUCGGAUUCUUAUCAAAUUAAGAUUUCCCGAGACGGUAACGGUUUGAUUCCGACCAUCGAAGACUGGAAGAUUAAAGAUUUGUGCAAGAAAGAAUGUAUUAAGUCCAAUAUGCAUCGUUUUGAUCAUUUUACGAAUCGCUUAGUUGAUACAAAAUUGUACGAAGAAUAUGAUAAUUGCAUUGAUAAUUGUCCCAAAAAAGGUUUUAAUGCAUUUAUAAAAAUUUUAAAUGUUCAAACACCACAAACAUAUAAUGCAACAUUUGAAGCAAUACUAAACGAAAAUUUAAAAAUAGAAAAUUAUAAUAAAACAAGUGAAACUGUAAACGUGGUAGAUUUAGACAAAACUCUGGGCUUAAAUCUAAAUUGGACUUAUUUAUUUUUAAAACUCACUGGUAAAAAUAUUAAGACAGUUAUGGUUGAAGAUAAGGAAUAUUUUAGACAAAUAUUUAAAAAUCUCGAUAAUGCUACACUUGGACAAUUUGUUGUUUUAAUGCAAUAUCACACUAUUCUUAAACAUUUAAACAAUUUAGGUAAAGAUGAAUAUUGCCUUGACCUUAGGAAACAACUCAUGCCUGACAUAACAAAUUACAUUCUCCAAGAAACAUUUAACACAACAAUUAUUAAAGACUCCCUUAAAAAAGUUGAAAGUUAUAAGUCAUCUUUAAUAAAUGUUAUUUCCGAUUUAAAUGAAAAAACUACUAUUCAUAACAUAGAAAUAAUACCCCCAAAUUAUGAUCCAGAUUUUGAGAUAAAAUUAAAAAAUUUAUACUCUCCUUUAACCGAUAAUUUCCUAGAAAAUUUAAUAAAACUAGUGAAAUUACGCAGGAAAAAGUUAUUUCAAAUGGCGGAAAAGGAAUUUAAUGUUACAGAUUUCUUUAACAAUUUUAUUACCGAAAAAGAUGAAAACAUAAGGGCCAUACUCUCACAAAAUUCAAUUGUUAUACCGUAUCAAGUGAUACAACGUAUAUCAACAACUCCAGAUAUCACCUUUUUGGGCAGAAUCGUUUUAAAAUUAGCGAUCGAACUGAUGAAAUUUGUACCGCCUGCGCAAAACACGGAAUACCAGAAUAUUAUUAACAUGACAAAUAAUGAUGAAUUUAAGUUCUUGGACACUUCUAUGCAUAUAUUUCAAGAAGAUAUUUUAUUAGACAAAUUAAACAGAUUUGAAGAGGAAUUUCAAAACUUUGUUAAGGCUUUCGAUUUGGUCAAGUCUUUGAGGGGGGGGAGUAAGGAAACGUUGCCUCCUAUUUUCGAUAUACCAUUUGACAACGAUAAGAUAUUUUAUUUGACAUCUGCUCAAGAAUUUUGUUACAAAAAUAACGACGAGAUUGACUUUGCAUUGAACUUAAAAUAUGGUGACCAUUUACCGUCCAUAUUCGUUACAAACAAAAUUAUUCUUGAAGCCCAAGCAAGUUUUAAUUGCACUGUGAAAUCAUUGGAAAAAGAAACGGGCAACUGAAAUAUUGUCAAUUAUUCAAAUGUUGUACAUUUUGUUUUUAAUAAAAACGUUUAUUUGCUA
This is a messenger RNA of Brassicogethes aeneus, 3312 nucleotides long. The record is from the annotation of a GenBank genome assembly. NCBI's taxonomy places the organism in Eukaryota, Metazoa, Arthropoda, Insecta, Coleoptera, Nitidulidae.